Molecule: messenger RNA, 2009 nt
Organism: Myxocyprinus asiaticus (Chinese sucker)
Lineage: Eukaryota; Metazoa; Chordata; Actinopteri; Cypriniformes; Catostomidae
Product: gasdermin-E-like
Exons: 10
Coding region: 167-1609 (480 amino acids)
Biological process (GO): programmed cell death
Cellular component (GO): cytoplasm
Source: RefSeq, a predicted model, not a curated record
UAUUAGUUGUGUGAAAGCAAGCUAAUGAAAUGCAUGUGGGCGGAGCUAAGCAGCAUGUAAAACAGUGUCAUCACCCGCUGUUCUUUUGUUUGUUACACAGUUCACACUUGUGUUUGUUGUCUGAGACGUGAUCAGAAGACGCGGAUCGUCCCUGACAGCAUCAGAGAUGUUUGCCAAAGCCACAAAGAACCUGCUCUCUGAGAUAGACCCCGAUGGUACUCUGAUCCCUGUGUCCCGUCUGAACGACUCGGACAGUCUGGUUCCUCUGGCCCUGGUCAUCAGGCGCAACCGCUUCUGGUUCUGGCAGAGGCCCAAGUAUCUGCCGACUGACUUCAAACUAAGUGAUGUUCUCUUUGGAGAUCCUAUAAGUCCAGUUGUGGUUGAGACUGACUUUUUGACCUAUAGUGGCAAAGUCGUGGAUAACAAAGGUGGAAGUUUUGAAGCAGAAAUUGGGCCCGAGAGCCUUAAUGUAGAGGGGAGCUGCUUAACCAAACUUCAGUCAUCAUUUGGAAAACUCAAGAAACAGGAGGUGGAUGUCCAGAAGCUGUUACAGAACUCCAAAGCUAGAGUUCUGGACCUGCAGCACUCUCUGGUUCAGCAGACACGCGAGCAGCCCAGGGAGGUGUUGGCAUUAGUGAAGGAACGAAUCAUCACCACUGAUUCCUGCACAGUCACUGAAGAGGUUCAGGAGAAUGGCACCUGCACUGGAAUGUUCGGCUUCAAUAAGAAGAUAAAGGUGUCAGUCAAUGACAAAGGAAAGCCUGUUGUGGACAGUGACAUUAAUGUUUCUCUCAACAUUCCCCCGAAAACCAUCAUUGCAUAUGGCGUGAUUGAGCUGGAGGUUGCUCAAACUGGGCACUAUAAGCUGUGUCUGCUGCCAGAUGUCAAAGGCGGGUUUGAGGUUGAUGGGCCAAUGAUUGCUGUCCCAGAUGGUGCUUCACCUGUCAAAACGAGCAACAAACUACAGAAAGAGCUUGAUGGACUACAGGGCCAGUUUAAGGUACUGUCUGAACUCCCGGCCAGCACCCAGUCCGCUCUCUUCCAGCAGAUCUCUCUACUCCUGCAGAACGGAGCAGCCAUCAGCCUGCUAGAGAACGCAUUAGAGGACCUGUGUGGUGGAAGGCAGCCUGAUCUGACUAUGUUUGAUGAGAUGCCAGCUCUGAGGCCUGCUCUGCUGACCACACUGAAGCUUGUACAGAAGGUUGCUACUGGAACCGAUCCUACCAAACAGCCAAACUUCUCUGGACAGCAGCAAAAACCCACCGUUCUCAAGGCCACAUACCUGCUCAUCAGCUCUUUAGAGGAGAUGCCUGACUCUGCCCUGGCUGUGCUCGAAUCCUGCUGCAGUUAUUCCACCCUGCAGGCUCUGAUCCAGCUUGUGCAAAAUCUGGCUUCCAACAAGAACACCUCUAUGAAGGACAAAGAGAUGGCUGUGUUAGCCGAUGAGAAGGUUUUCAAGAAAGUUAUUGAACUCUUCGGUUGCUGUAAUGUGACCCUGCGUAAGGAGAAGGAUUCACUUGUGACAGAAAUCAGUAAGACACAGGAUUGCCUUCCUCUCAUGCUGUGCAUUGUAGCCAAGGGAUUGGCAUCUCUAGCGCCCCCUGUCUGAUUAGAGUAGAACAGAGGAGGAAAAGAAAUAUUGUCCAAUGUAAGCUAACCCAUGGUGUUAUGGGGAUCAGAGGGCCUCAGAAGUCCCUGCAGAUGGACAGUCAGAUUUGUUUUGGGAGAAAUCACAUUGUCUUAGUAUUUAUUUUCCUCUUUAUCUACUGUUUGUCUAUGAAUAUUUCUGAUUUGUAUUUGUUUUAUAUGUAUUUCAUAGAAAUAACUGACUACUGAUGUUUAAGUACUGGUGAUAUUUUAAAGUGAUAUUCAUUUUAAGCACUUGAUUAUCCAUUACUGUGAAAUACAGGAAAUCACUAUUUGUGUUUACAUCAUAUUUUGGCCUGUUUUGUAUUUUUUGAAUCUCUGAACUUGAAUGUCAGUUCUCCACAAAAACAAAUAAUUGUCCU